Molecule: messenger RNA, 1043 nt
Organism: Oldenlandia corymbosa var. corymbosa
Lineage: Eukaryota; Viridiplantae; Streptophyta; Magnoliopsida; Gentianales; Rubiaceae
Source: the annotation of a GenBank genome assembly
GGGAAACAAUUAGUAAGUACUUUCCUUUUUGCGUCAAAAUUUAAAAAUCGACGAGGACACUAUGCAACCUGAAUCUUCUCUGAAUUGGAAAUUGCUCUGUUCCUAAUCCCACUAUGAAUUGGAUUGAGAGAGUUUCAACAAAUCCUGAUACCAUUAGGAUUAGGGUUGCUAAAUUUUCUAUAUAUACUCAACUACUCACCCGUAAUUCCAUUACACAAUUCAAAGUUCUUGAACUAAGGCUGUAUAAAGCAAUUUCUGCCUCCUGAAACCCUAUUGUUUACGAUCUCUAAUCAAUAACCAUGGUGAUCACUCAGAAGAAGAAGUUGAUGUACAAUCCAUGCCGGUUGAAAAGCCCAAGGAGUCCGGGAAUCUACCAUCUCUGCCGGCAGAAGAGAAGAAGCACGAGAAGCCCUUGCCGGCAGAAGAAAAGAAGCAGCCGGAGGAGUCUUUGCGGGCAGAAGAGAAGCCAGAACGUCGACCUCCGAACAAAGAAAACGGUUUGGACAUGGAAAAUUACUCAUGGGGACAAUCACUUCAGGAAGUCACCAUCAACGUGGCGGUUCCGGCUGGGACGAAGGCCAGGUUCGUCGCGUGCGAGAUUAAGAAGAAUCGCAUCAAAGUCGGGCUGAAAAACCAGACUCCGAUAUUGGAAGGAGAAUUGUUCGGGUCAAUUAAGCCGGAAGACUCAUUCUGGAGUUUGGAAGACCAAAAGAUGGUUUCGAUUCUACUGACGAAGCUGGACAGGAUGAAUUGGUGGAAGUGUUUGACGAAAGGCGGAGCCGAAAUUGACACCCAGAAGGUGGAGCCCGAGACCUCCAGAUUGUCGGAUUUGGAUUCCGAGACAAGAGCGGCUGUUGAGAAGAUGAUGUUCGAUCAGAGGCAGAAAUCCAUGGGUCUUCCGACCAGCCAAGAGAUUGAGAAUCAGGAACUCAUGAAGAAGUUUGGGACCCAAUUUCCUGGUUUGAAUAUUCCUGGCGGGAGCGGGAAGAUGAUGGAUUCAAGAAAUGGCUUUUUUACCAAGUAGAGAUCAUAGUCUUUCUUCU